GGCAAAGGGAAGUCAUCCCUAACAUGUUCCGUUUGCCGCGCGCCUCGAUCCACUGACCUUGGCGCUCGGCGUCUCGAUCAGGCCGUCACCAACAUGCACCAGCAGGUCUUGCAAGCGCAGCAGCAACAGCAGGAUUUACUGCGGCAGUGCCAGGAGUACGAGCAGCGCUUCCCAGAGCUUGUGGCGGCUCAGGAAGCCCCGCUUCAUGGCGCCGCAUCCCAUUGGGCGACGGGCCCGAUGCUGUCCACGCGCCAGUUCGGCGUCGACCUGGGGUCGACGAUGGCAACGACGAGAGAACGCCUCACAGGCGGGGUGCGCUCGACGCCGCGGACGAGCAUCACUGGGCCCGCCUUGCCUUUCAGGCAAACGAGCAUUUCACCAGCUCGAUGUAUGGGGGCGAGUGUUGCGCUGAGGCCGUUAUUACAGGGCGGAGCUGCCACAGCCAGUGCCCCUGGACUCCACCCGCCGCUGUGCACGGCGGCCCCGUUCUGCUCGGCUGUCUGGCAGGCCGCGGUGCCCGUCGCCUGCGUGGCCGCGCAGAACAGGGCGCUGGACCCUGUGCCCGCAGGACCAGGA
This is a messenger RNA of Prorocentrum cordatum, 576 nucleotides long. NCBI's taxonomy places the organism in Eukaryota, Dinophyceae, Prorocentrales, Prorocentraceae. The record is from the annotation of a GenBank genome assembly.